AUGUCACAAAAGGCACCUCUCCCAGGAGCAGAACUGAGUGAAGAGGAGAACCUCACUUGUGGAGACAGUGGUGAUGCAUGGCUAGAAGUUGAGAGAAAAAGCUGAGUGUAGCGGAGAAGAUUCAGAAUUGCCUAGAAAGGGAGCUCUGGCAGGACAGAGAAAGCCAGGAGGGAGGAGGUUGCAAGAGUCUAGAAAAGAGGUGACCAGAGCUUGGACAAAAUUCCUCUCUCUUUCUCUUCAGGUGAACAAAACAGGUGCUGGACGAAGAUGGAGAAAUCCCGGUUGGGAGAGAAUUUGCCGAAAGAAAUGCACAGGGCGUUAGCGGGAGAAUUCCGUCGGGAUAUUUCAGCUGUGACACCUGGAAUUCCUGAGGAGAAAAAUAAUUCCAAAGGGCAACAGGAGAAGCAGCCGGUGAAGAGAGAAACACAAUGCCUCUCAGGAGUUAUUGCAGUCUCUGUUAGCAAAGCCACAGAUGGUGGAAAGCCCUGCAGGAGAAAAUAUAAGUCAGAGAACCCUUUUGAGUGCCCCGCAUCAGCGAGAGACAGCCAGUCGGUAUGUUGCCUUGAGAAACUACAGGGAAUACUUAGGGGGGAGAAACAAAAUGCCUUGCCUGCAUGUGGUGAAAAUUUAUGUGGGAGAGAGGAAUUCGUUGGACACCAGGAGAGCCACACAGAAGAGAGCUCCCACGAAUGCCCCAAAGAUGAGAAACGCUUCAGACAUAGACAUCGGAACAAUAAUUCAGGAAGGAAACCCCACGAAUGUUCUGUGUGCGGGAAAAACUUCACCUUCAGAGCAGAGUUAGCAAGACAUCAUAGAAUCCAUACGGGAGAGAAACCAUACGGAUGUUCACAGUGUGGGAGAAGCUUCCGGCAGAGAACGCACUUAGUUAGGCACCAGAGCAUCCAUACUGGGGAAUUGUUCCAAUGCCCCGAAUGUGGAAAGAGCUUUUCCCAGAGAGAUACGUUGAAAAGACACCAGAGAACUCACAGGACGCUCCCGAGGCCUGCGUCCUCUGAGGGUGGGGAGAGUUCAAAUCGGGGCAGCAUGUUCGCUGUGCAGGCCCCUGCCAUACCUGUACCAGUGGCCAUAUUCCCAUUGGGAGUAGCCAGCAUUAGGCCUCAAAAUGGGAUUGAGCUCAGAAAGCUCUCGGAAAGCCCGUAGAAUAACUAUGUCCACUUUCAGUUAGACUCCAAGUCUCAAAUAUGUUAGUCACAAGGCACCAGUUACUCAUAAACGUAUAAUAAUAUCAACAAUUUUAUUAUUUAUACCCCGCCCAUCAAUAUACAUAAUGCAUGCUGAAACUAAAAGCUUACCCAUGAAAAUGCAGUGGUGAGGAAGCAUGCAUAAGCAGAAUACUGUAGUUGUGGCUAUAAUCACAGAAUUUGGGCUGCAAUCCUCACCCCACUUUAUCCUGGACAUAAACCCCAUUGAAUUCAGCAAGACUGACGUGGUUAGGAACACACUGUUCUAGUCCUUAUGGAAUACCCUCUCCGUGGAGGCAUUUCAUCCCGACUUCAUUUUAUUUUUCUGUGCCUACUUAAAACACACCGAUUUGGCACAUUGGCUUGUUGCACAUCAGAGAAUCCAGAGGGAAAGAAAUGCUUAGCAGGACUGAGAACAUGUAAUAUCCCACUGCAGGAAUAUCUGCAGCUGCUGUUGAAAGCAGAACAUCUAGCAGCAGGGAGGCAAUAAGAGCUCUGCCGACACCGUAGGCCCCACAGCAUGGGUCGAGGAUCUUCCCUCCGUCACCAGUUUUCAUCAGCCCACGGUCAUGGCUUCACUUUAACCAGCUUACGCACAUCCUCUUAAAGCCAGACAUUGUGUCACAGGUGAACAGAAAGCUUAUGGCCUCGGAAGGUUUGGCAUUGAAUGCUUAAUUCUGCUCACUUGUGGAGUGUUUCCAGAGGCAUAGCUGGGGGGGGUGCACACUGGCUGCCACACUGCAGGGGCAGCACUUAACUGCGGGACCCACAGUGCGCCUGAGCCCCGCAACUCUCCUGGGAGUGACAUAGUGGCUUGGGCACCUGCAGGCUCUGCGCUGGCCAAAAUGGCAGUGGGGGACUUGUGUCCGCCGCCCACCCCCCCAGCUGCCCUACAGGUGACUUGGCCUUCUCUCUCCCCUCUCCUUGGGAGUCCUCCAGGCAGCCGCUCCGCCCCAAAGAGAGGUGCCUCCUCACGCUGCCCCACAGGGGCCUGGGAAGCAGAGACAUGAGAGGGCAUCCGAGGAGGGAGGGAAGGAAAGAGGGACAGAGGCCAGUGUUGCCCAUGGCACCCCUGAUCAUCAAGGCACCCCAGGGUGCCAUGGCACGCUGGUUGAAAACCACUGGUUUAGGGAUUGUGUGCUCAAAUGAACAGCAGGGGAACAUUGUGGUCCAAAAAUUCUUGGAUCCAUUAUCCUCCUGUGCAUAUUUGACACCCAUUCAUCCUAUAGAUGCCUCGAGAAGAUCUUACGAGAAGGCCACCUCAAAGGCAUGGAGUUGUUUACUGCGUUAAAACCAUUUUGACUUGUUCUGGUUUGCACUUUUGUGACCUUUAUUUCUCCUUUGACAAGCCUCCUAUUUUCUUGGCGGGAAACACUCCCAAGUUACGUUUUGUUGCAUUCGUUAAGGUUUUGAAAAUGAAUAAAAAUUAAUUAAUUAAUAAUCUCUGAGUGUGGCACUGUCGUUUUGUAAAGGCUCACUGUGAGAUUACAGAAAAAUAAGACUCCAGUUCUGAAAUGGAGGGAGGGGCAUAUUGUCUUACAUUUUCUGGAGGCUGGACCAGUUGAAUGUGGGGGACUUGUUUGUUCCCAAGCGUGCAUCAGUUCACUUCACGGCAUGCAUGCGGCCGCCACAGAACUGGGGGGGGGGGGGGGGCCAGCCCCUUCAUUUAAUUUUUUUGAGGUGGCCCUCACGGCCCUGCAUAGAUGGUGCCCUUGUUCCUUUUUCCUUUCUAGAGAGGAGUGCUGGGGUGGCCAUGACAGGAAGUUUCUCUUGCAUAAAAUGGCAGAGUGUUUAAGAAGCCAGCUAUAUCUUUAAAAAGAUGACAAUACUUUUUUUUUUUUAAUCAAUGAGAAGUCUUGACAUUCCAAAACAUAAGGGAGAGUUGUCCUUUUGGGCUUUCUGACUAAGUUGAACUGGGCACAAAUAUAAGCAAGGAGACACCUCACUUACUAGCAGUACAUGUGAAAAGAAUCUAGGGGUCUUGGUAGACCACAAGCUUAGCAUGAGUCAACAGUGUGACGCAGCAGCGAAAAAAGCUAAUGCUAUUCUGAGCUACAUCAACAGAGAUACAGUGGUACCUCGGGUUACAGACGCUUCAGGUUACAGACACUUCAGGUUACAGACUCCGCUAACCCAGAAAUAGUACCUCGGGUUAAGAACUUUGCUUCAGGAUGAGAACAGAAAUCGUGGGGUGGCAGUGGGAGGCCCCAUUAGCUAAAGUGGUACCUCAGGUUAAGAACAGUUUCAGGUUAAGAACGGACCUCCAGAACGAAUUAAGUUCUUAACCCGAGGUACCACUGUACAGUGUUCAGAUCAGAAUUCAUAGUCCCACUCUAUUCUGGGGUACUAUGUCCAGUUCUGGGUACCAAAAUUUAAGAAGGAUGUUGACAAGCUGGAACGUGUGCAGAGGAGGGCAACCAAGAUGAUCAAGGGUCUGGAAACCAACCCUUAUGAGGAGCGGUUGAGGGAGCUGGGGAUGUUUAGCACGGAAAAGGAGACUGAAAGGAGAUAUGAUAGCCAUUUUCAAACAUCUCAAGGGCUGGUGCUUGGAUGAUGGAACAAGCUUGUUUCUACAGCUCUGGAGUUUAGCAUCUGAACCAAGGGCUUCAAGUUGCAAGAAAGGUGAUUCCAACUAAACAUCAGGAAGAACUUUCUGAUGGUAAGAGCUGUUGGACAGUGGAACGGUCUCCCUCGGGAGGUGGCGGACUCUCCUUCCUUGUAGGUUUAUAAGCAGAGGUUGGAGGGCCAUCUGUUAUGGAUGCUUUAGCUAAGAUUCCUGCAAUGCGGGGGGUUGGGCUAGAUGACCCUGCGAGUUGUUGGGUCCCUUUUCUUGCAGACUAUAAAAUACUGUAAAGUAAACCACCUGUGAACCUUGGAUGAAGGGCGCUCUACAAAUACAAACAAAUAAGUAGGAAGGGACCCUAGGGUCAUCUAGUCCAACCCCCUGCAAUGCAGGAAACUCAAUGAAAAGCAAAAUGGCUAUCCAACCUUUGCAUUACCUAAGGCCCCAGAGCGUGUUACAACUACUAAGCAAAACAACUUUUACAUAUUCGUGUGCAUGUUGUAGGUUGCUUUCAUUCGUGUUUAAUAUCUAUUUCUCAAAUCUUUGCUUUUGCAAGCCGUUUUGAGUUCGAUCCUUCGGGGCGAGGGGAGAGGGGCAAUGUACGUAAUCAUAAUUAAACAAGAACUAAUUACUCAAAUUAUUUUGGGUGGGUGGAGGAGCUAUGAGCAGCCUCUUCCAGUCGGGGGCAGCAUUGCUCGCGAGCAGGAACCUCGGCUCCCUAUCUGUCGCCAUUAGAGGAGGAGGAGGAGGAGGAGGAGGAGGAAGAAACGAGACCGGCAACGAGAGCAGCCUCCAUCGCUCCAGAAACCUCGCAGCCGCCCUCCUCUCCCCUUUCCCCGCCGGAAAAUCCCGGGGAGCCGCACAUCCCUUCCCCCUAAAAAGGUGAGUCUCACUUGCUGUCCGAACUCCCCUCCGCCUCCUUCCCUUUUAUUGCAUUUGAUCAUCAUCAUUUAAUUGCAUUCCAUCAUCAACUGCAGACCAACUUCGAUCCCUCUUUUGCACACAGGGAACAAACAGAAACUGGGGAAGCCGUGGGUUCAAAUGAGGACAAGGGGGCUUGGUUUUAUGUACAAUAUUUGAAUAUAUCGUUAUAAAAACAACAACUGCUGCGCUUGCCAGUGCUCAACCUCGUCGCCUGCGGGUGCUUCAAAAUGAUGCUCUUUUAAAAAGCAACAAUUCCGUGCUGUGAAAAGGCUUCCCCUGUUUCCCUGAAGGUGCAGCUGGAGUUAAAAGGUAUUUUUGGUUGUAGGUAAGGAAGCUUGGAGAGGUAGUAUCUCUUGUGCUUUUAAGAGGGAGGUCUGCUCACUCCUUUCCUGGGUAUUGAAUGGCUUUAAAAUACGAAGUGCCUGGAGGAUAAGGGCUAUCAGGGGCUAAGAGCCCGGAGGGAGGUGUUUGUUUGUUUGUUUGUUUAGCCAAAGCCAUUACAAAAGAUAAAACACAGAAUACAGAAUAGAAAUGGAAUAAAAUCUAUUACGUGGUUAAAAUGAUUAUUAAAAGCAGACACUUUGUGAGAUGACAGUUUGCUCCCCUGAAGAACUUUUCUCCUCAAAAUUGCCACUCAAAAGGCAAAACCGGCCACUUUUUCCAGAAGUGUAGGGGGACCUGCCACCUUAUAAAAAGUUAAUCAAAUACCCAAUUGAUCUCCCAACUGGGAGAUUUAAAUCUUUGAACAAAGCUUCUCUUAAUGUCUGUGUAGAUUGGACAAACCAGGAAGCUGUGGGGCAUAAUAAUAAUAAUAAUAAUAAUAAUAAUAAUAAUAAUACUUGCCUCCACAUGGGCAGGUUGAUCCCAUGUAUAAGGGAUCUGGCGAUAGCAUCCUUCAAUUGUGGCCAAGUGCACAGACUGGAGCCACAGAGCCAUAAAGGCAAUUCUCCAUUUGCUGCUGGUGGUGCUGAUCACAUAAGUGAGGGCGAGGCAUCUGAAUGGGUAACUUGGCAUACCAAGGGGCAAAUUUUGGACAGACAAGCUUAGACGUGCGGCCAGCACAAAAAUAAUGCUUCAAAACGGCAGAUUUCAUGAGGCAAGAUGCCACCUCAAAGUCUAAGGAACUCAGAAUUGUCCAAAGAAAGGCCGUAAUUCUCCGUAACUUGUAGCAUUUCCUGAUUCCAAGAUGGCGUUGCUCCAGUGUUAAGAUUCAGCACGUCCUUGAAAUCUGAAAGUAUUAAAACGGGCCCUAACCCCCUUUAUAAUUUUAGCCAGUACCUAAGGGCAAGGAAGGGACGCGGGUGGCGCUGUGGGUAAAAGCCUCAGUGCCUAGGGCUUGCCGAUCGAAAGAUCGGCGGUUCGAAUCCCCGCGGCGGGGUGCGCUCCCGUUGCUCGGUCCCAGCGCCUGCCAACCUAGCAGUUCAAAAGCACCCCCGGGUGCAAGUAGAUAAAUAGGGACCGCUUACUAGCGGAAAGGUAAACGGCGUUUCCGUGUGCUGCGCUGGCUCGCCAGAUGCAGCUUGUCACGCUGGCCACGUGACCCAGAAGUGUCUCCGGACAGCGCUGGCCCCCGGCCUCUUGAGUGAGAUGGGCGCACAACCCUAGAGUCUGUCAAGACUGGCCCAUACGGGCAGGGGUACCUUUACCUUUACCUUUUUAAGGGCAAGGAUAUGCACUUGUUGGAGGGAAGCACUUGUUUGAAAACCUGGAGUGAAGCCUCCAACAAAAGAGCAUAGGCAUCCUGGUCUUUGCCUCCAAGGCCUACCUGUGGAUGCUGAGGGAUUAAACCUGGGAUCAUCCUGGGUAGCUCAGUUAGAGCGUGGUGCUGAUAAUGCCAAGGUCACAGGUUCGAUCCUUGUAUGGGACAGCUGCAUAUUCCUGCAUUGCAGGAGGUUGGACGAUGAUCCAACUCUAUGAUUUCUGUGAUUUCUGCUUGCAAAGUGAUUCCUCUAACACUGAGCGACGGCUGUUCCCCCGAGCAGAGGCCUCUUGACCAGAAUUCUGCUCUUUCUCAUCUUCUUUUAAAAGUUUUAUUUAUAUUCAAAGGUGAUGCAACACUCAAAUCAAUGUGUGUGUGGUUUUUUUAAAUAAAAAAAUGGGGAGAGGUUUGAACCCUGCGGUCCUUGGACCCAUUUCAUGAAUCCAAUAGUAUCAUCACCUUGGAUGUUUGUAACAGCCAUCAUUUGUCAAUGGUAAAUAUUUUCACCUUUCUUUCUUUUUUUUAUAAAUAUAUUUUAUUAAUUUUAACAUAUAAAUUAUAAAUCAUACCGCACAGUUUAUUACAAAUACAAUCUUAUUGGACUUCCAUCAGCACCUCUGAUGAUCCUCCGUCUUAACCACUUCUUAUGCAUUUCUUAACUUUAUAUUGUCUUUACAUCUCUUAACGUAUCAUUACCCCUUCUCCAUUUUUACAAUACUUCCAAUAAUACUCCUCACAGAACUUCUUGCAAACCUACAAACAUCGUCUGGUCAUCACAAAUACUUUUCAAAUAGAUCGUAAAUUUACUCCAGUCUUCGGUAAAUUUCUGGUCCCACCGGUUUUGGAUCCUUCCUGUUAAUUUCUCUAAUUCUGCAUAGUCCAUUAACUUCAUUCUCCAUUCUUCAAUCAAAAUAUUUUCAUCUUUCAGGUGCCACGUGGGGUCAGAAACCAACAAGCCAUCAACAAGGCAUAA
This is a messenger RNA of Podarcis lilfordi (Lilford's wall lizard), 7361 nucleotides long. The record is from the annotation of a GenBank genome assembly. NCBI's taxonomy places the organism in Eukaryota, Metazoa, Chordata, Lepidosauria, Squamata, Lacertidae.